Molecule: messenger RNA, 5245 nt
Organism: Dufourea novaeangliae
Lineage: Eukaryota; Metazoa; Arthropoda; Insecta; Hymenoptera; Halictidae
Gene: pcm
Product: 5'-3' exoribonuclease 1
Exons: 18
Coding region: 16-4995 (1659 amino acids)
Biological process (GO): rRNA catabolic process; nuclear-transcribed mRNA catabolic process
Cellular component (GO): nucleus
Molecular function (GO): 5'-3' RNA exonuclease activity; RNA binding
Source: RefSeq, a predicted model, not a curated record
GACUUCGGCAAUAAAAUGGGUAUAGCCAAAUUCUUUCGAUACAUAAGCGAAAGAUAUCCUUGUAUCACCGAAACGUUAAAGGACUAUCAGAUACCAGAAUUUGAUAAUUUAUAUUUAGAUGUGAAUGGUAUCAUACACGGAUGCUCCCAUCCCAACGACAGCGAUACCACAUUUCGUAUAUCCGAAGAGACUAUAUUUAAAAAUAUAUUCCAUUAUAUAGAGAUAUUAUUUCGUAUGAUUCAACCACAGAAGUUGUUUUUUGUAGCGAUCGAUGGUGUUGCACCUCGUGCGAAAAUUAAUCAGCAAAGAAGCAGACGUUUCAGAGCUGCAAAAGAUGCACAGAUGCACGAAGCCGCGGCGAAGGCAAGUGGUAUUCUGAUCCCUGAAGGGAAGAAAUUUGACUCCAAUUGUAUAACCCCAGGAACAGAAUUUAUGUACAAGUUGAAUGACCAGUUAAAGUAUUUUAUUACACAUAAGAUUUCAACGGAUAAACUUUGGCAAAAGUGCAAAGUUAUAUUGAGCGGAUCUCAGGUUCCUGGAGAAGGAGAACACAAGAUAAUGGACUAUAUUCGUUACAUGAAGUCUCAACCAGACUAUAAUCCAGACACUAGACAUUGUUUGUAUGGUCUAGAUGCAGAUUUAAUAACAUUAGGUAUGUGCACUCAUGAAGUGCAUUUUACAUUGUUAAGAGAAGAAGUGAAGUUUGGUAAGAAACAAACGAAAAUUCAGACACCCGAAGAGACAAAGUUCUGUCUCUUCCAUUUAUCUCUGUUAAGAGAAUAUAUAGAUCACGAGUUUUCUCCGUUGAAGGAGAAAUUAUCGUUCCCUUAUGACAUUGAAAAGAUUAUCGACGAUUGGAUUUUAAUGAGUUUCCUAAUAGGGAACGAUUUCAUUCCGCAUCUACCUAAUUUACAUAUUUACCAGGGAGCAAUAUGCAUAUUGACCCAAGUGUACAUCGAUGUACUGCCAACUUUAGACGGAUACAUAAAUGAAACGGGAACUUUAAGGUUGGACAGAUUCGAGAAAUUUAUGGAGAGGCUCAGUCGUUUUGACUUUAUACAGUUCGCUGAGUAUUCGGCGGUUCUGAAGUACCUGGAAUCGAAAACAGGAAGACGCGUCGCAGAGUCUGACAGACCGAUUUGUAAAAAAAUAGACAACAGUGAAGAGGUUCCUUCUUCCCCGAAAAGAGUACAAGACAAAGAGUUCGAUACGUUACUUAGAGCUUCUGCUGAUAUGUCACUAGGGAUGUUCGACGAAGACGAAUAUGACGGCGAUGAUUCGGAUAGCGAAAUGCAUAAUUUGGAAUUCAUCCAACAUAAAAGGGAUUAUUAUAUGAACAAAUUAGACUACGAAAAUAUAGACGAAGACUUUCUGCGCACUCAAGCUGAGGGCUACGUCAGAGCCAUACAAUGGAACUUGAAUUAUUACUACAACGGAUGUUGUAGCUGGUCGUGGUAUUACCCGCACCACUAUGCGCCAUACAUAUCGGACAUAAAGGACUUCAAAGAUUUGAAACUAGAGUUCGAAUUCGGGGAGCCGUUUCAACCGUUUCAGCAAUUGUUAGCUGUUCUGUCUCCCUACAGUAAAGAUUUAUUACCGCCGGCAUUCCAUACAUUACUGACGGACGAGGAUUCCCCUAUAAUCGAUUAUUAUCCAAUCGACUUUAAAACAGAUCUAAACGGUAAACAGCAAGAAUGGGAGGCCGUCGUACUUCUUCCAUUCAUCGACGAGAAACGAUUACUGGACGCUAUGGCACCUUACUAUCCGAAACUGACACCGGAGGAACGGGAACGAAAUCAGCACGGACCGAUGUGUUUGUAUUCGUACACGGAGGACGAAAUGGGGGUCCAGAAAGCGCCAGAAUAUUUUCCUGACAUUGUCAGCCACGCGACCGUACAAUUUAUUAAUUAUCAAGACAUUAUCGUGCCACGGGAAAAGUUAGUCAGAGGUCUAUGCCCUGGCGUGAAAUUAGACGUAUAUUGUCCUGGCUUCCCUACUCUUCGGUAUAUCGAGCAUACUUGGACUCUGGAGAAGGCCAAAGUGAAAGUGUUCGAGAAGCCCUCCUUCAGGGAUAACAUGAUUCUGCAUCUACGACCGCAGCCCGAAGAGGAUUUAACGACCGUGGCAGAGGAAUUGAUCGGUAAAACGGUGUUCGUCGGUUGGCCCCAUUUGACAGAGGCCCAGGUGGUAGGCGUGUCGACGUUUAGUAAGAAGUUAACGUUGAUCAAUCCGGAAACGAAUUAUUCCCCCGAGAAUAUAAGAACGGAGGAACUGAAGGGUCCGUCUUUCGCGCAACGGUAUCUGCAAAAGAAGACUAUCGCCGCGGUGUACAAAGGUACAAUGGGCGUGGACAUCGGUGACACGAAGAUUUUAGUCGACGCACGACCGCUGAUAGGAAGCAAAUACAUCUUCGGCAGUCACGGGAAGCUGUAUUUUGAAAAGCAAUGGUCCGACUCGCAAAUCACGUAUGCGUAUCAAAUGAUUGUCAAGGACAUUGCUACCCAUUGCUUCAGCGCAGCAACGUACAAGACUGUCGAGGAGAUUUUCGUGCCGGAAUCCGUAUGCUUUAUGUUGGGACAUCCUCAUUAUGGCGCGAUGGGCAAAGUGAUCGAAUCGGAGAUCUUCAAGAAAUCAGGGAGAAUCAGAGUGUCUGUGCACGUGAGCGCAGAACCGUCGUUGGAGGGGAUAAAACAGCUUCACCAAGAGGUUAAAACUCAAUACAUGCAAGGAAGCAUUGUCGCGCAGAUAUUAGGUAUAAGUAACCACCUGUUGAGCAGGGUCACGGGGACAAUUUACGUGAGGCCGUCCGUUCCGAGCGAAUUCGGUCACGAGGACAUAAAAUGUAACAUCGGCUUGAAUUUGAAGUUCAAUAAGAAGAACGAAGAAAUAGUCGGUUAUACUCGGAGGGAGAAUAACCAGUGGUUGUACAGCUACAAAGCUGUAGAAGUAUUGCGCAGUUACAUGGCCAGGUCUCCAGAGUUGUUUGAACGACUUGCGGUGAACGUGGCGAACAUUAUUACGGAAGAAGAGUUGUUCGACAAGGGAUCCGGAGGUUUGACCAGUACAAUGGAGUGGUUGAAAGAACAACUUCAAGGUCUGGAGAGUCGUCCAUGCGGCGCAGAGGCGCUGGACCCCAGUCUGGUAAAAAAACUGGAGGAGGAAAUUGACGAAUAUUCGAAGAUCCAGGCUAACAACGAGAAACUAGUGGCCAUGCAAGUGAAGCCUUACCUGCUGUUUAAGCCUGGUUUGCAUAUGUGUAACGCGCCACCGGAUUCGAAGGCGCAGACCUAUUUAUUGGACCGAGUCUGCUGCACCAGAGACAAUUUUACAGUUCCUUUAGGGUAUAAGGGCACUGUGGUGGGCAUUCAGAAAGCGGAGAAUUUUUUGGACACCAUGUACGACGUUGUGUUCGAUAGAACCUUUCCAGGCGGGCUGGUUGUGAACGGAUGCGAAGGGUUUCGCGGUUACCGACUGUCGCCGAUUGAUUUCAUAAAUAUCAGCCACGGCGAGAGGGUAGAACGCGAUAGGUCAAGAAACGUGGACGGGAACGCAGAAUCCAUACUGUCCUGGCGAUCCGCGUCCAAUCAGACGGCUCAGUCGCGCGCAAACUCAAGCGCUUUCGCGUCGUACAGGAUGAAGAGCCAGUUACCAGGCCCGGAGCGAGAAACGUCGCCGAAGAUCCGAUUCAUUCAGAAGAAAAACGACACGGAACAGGAGAUACGUCUAGCACCGCCGGUGAAUGCUUACAAAUGGAAGCAAUGCGAGGUUCAGAACGCGACUGUGAAUGAUCUAGAGGGCUACGGAAUGAUCAAGAAUGCCCAGCAAAAUGCACCGUUGUCGGAGAACGCGCCGAAAACGCAAUCGACAACGGCGAAGCCGAUGCUAGAGUUCCAAGCGUUGUGGACUGAGUUGCACAAGCCACAGAAACCGUCUGCACCAGCGAAGAUUGUGGUACAGGCGCCGAUGGGUUUAAAGGUGAAACAACAGAUGAAUAAAAGUUUCCCCGAGAGUUCACCACAAGAUCCAAGUGCAUUCCUUAAGGCUGUUUUGAAAAUUUCUGACGAGAACCCGCAAGGGACCACUACGCAACCGUCCGCUCCACCGAAAAUCCCCUCCAGUAAUACGGUUUCCCCGAAGAAGAAUAAAGUAUUGGAUACACCCCCUUUGGUGCAACAAUUAUUUGACCAUGCUCGACAAAACGAGAAAGUGGAGGACGAGAAGAAAGCGAAUUGGUACUGUUCACAAUUAUUGCAUUACUAUCAGCUAAGUGGAAUUGGGAUGCCUAUAUACAGCUACUUCACCGACAGAGAGACUAAUUUAAUUCGAGCACACAUUGUUCUGCCGGAUAAAAGGAAAUUUGUUAGUGAGCCAUCUGCAACUCACGAACAGGCUGCAGGAAACGCAGCGAAAAAAGUUUACAUGACGUUAAAUUUGGCUAAUGUGAUACCGAAUUUGAAAGUACUACUGCCACCUCCGUUGUGUUGGUACUCCAGUCAACAGGAUAUCACUUGGUGGCAGAAAAAACCACCCAACAUGCCAUUCUACCACCCAAAACUCCCGCCUCCUCAACAUUUCCCGCAAUCUGUCCCAAAGGUACAACCGAACGUUGGAUACCAGCAGAUGCCCAAUCAAUACAGGCAUCAUCCUCAAUCUAAACCGGCCCAAAAUGAACCAAAGUCUGAGGUGAAGAACCCCACGUCUUUUGUCCCCCUACAGGCACAAAAGAAGAGCAGAAAUAUGAUUGCCAAGGACGGUGGAGUCUCUAAACAAGCAAAUCAAAGUGCCAAAGACAAUCCACAAUCGAUGGUUCAACACAAGAAAAAGGAAUUGCCUGUUCAGAAAGUCGAACCAACGAUGGUUGUUACUGAAAAACAAAAAUCAAAUCAGAGCAGUUCCCAUCGUCAAGUACAAAACAUGCAAAAUGUAGGAAAGCCGAAAAAAUCGCGAGUCGCAGCGAAAUUCGGUAUACCGUCUCAGGCAGAGGAAACGAAUUAGGGGAAAGAUUCGAUAUGAAAAAGAAUUUUCUGUAUCACGAUAGGAUGAAGAUGCCGCGAAACAUUGAUUUAUACAUAUUGGGGUGGUCCCCUUGUUUCUCGACCUUCGAAUUUUUUCGAUGUCAUUCCCUGAUAUGGUCCUAACCUAUAAAAAAGUUUUACAUAUUAAAUCCCAUAAACGCGGUCCUGUGUAGAGUAACAACUCCAGAUUGUCUAGCUAUCUUGUUUUGUUCCUUUUGUUUAUUACAUUC